Messenger RNA from Catharus ustulatus (Swainson's thrush), 494 nucleotides. RefSeq names its product 14 kDa phosphohistidine phosphatase-like. The transcript has 3 exons. Gene Ontology annotation, biological process: peptidyl-histidine dephosphorylation. The coding region runs from base 53 to 400 and encodes 115 amino acids. NCBI's taxonomy places the organism in Eukaryota, Metazoa, Chordata, Aves, Passeriformes, Turdidae. Gene Ontology annotation, molecular function: protein histidine phosphatase activity. Gene Ontology annotation, cellular component: cytosol. The record is from RefSeq and is a predicted model, not a curated record.
UGUCCCCUCACGGCUGCCAUGGCGCUGCCGGCGCGGGGGCGGGGCGGGCGCCAUGGCGGCCGUGAGGGACGUGGAGAUCGACCCUGAGGGCACCUUCAAGUACAUCCUGGUGCGGCUGCAGCGCCCGGGCGGCGCCGAGCAGCGGGACAUCGUGCGGGGCACCAAGGCGGCCGAGUUCCACAAUCAUAUAUUUGAAAAAGUAAACCCCGAGAUGGAAAAGCUGGGAUAUGAAUGCAAGUGCCUUGGAGGAGGGAAAAUUGAACAUAAUAGCAAAGACAAGAAAAUCAGGGUAUUUGGGCUCUCAACAGGCUAUGGAAAAGCAGAUCACUCAGUGACUGUAGAGAUACUGAAGAAAGAGUACACAGAUUAUGAAAUUACAUGGUCAGAUGACAAGAAUUAAACUUGUGCACACAACGAGCAGUUCCAGCCUGGUAACUGUGAGCUGUACUCUGAUCAAUAAAACUGAAUGUGUGUUCUAUGUAUGUAACCAUAAA